AUGUUAAACUUUCCCUAAAAUGCCAGGGAUCAUUUCUCUUGUGAUUGUGACCCUUGCGAAUUCGCUAUCACUCAUGGAGAAGAGAUAAUGCCAAAAAGAGUGCCUCCCCAAAAACCAAUUCAACAAAUUCAAGAUAAAGAUUUGGGAUUGCUCUUGCGUAAAUUAUAGGCUCCAAAUAAAUUAACCAGAAGUGUGAGGAUAAGGAUACCUGAAACUUGCGUUUGCAAUGAAGGAGAAAUUAAGUUUAUCGCGUAUUAUGAUGAAAGUGAAGGUUUCAUAAAAUUUAUCCAAAAGCCAACAUUUCAAUAAACAAAACAGUUCUUGAACGAAAGGAGACCCCCUGAUUCUCUAGCUGUCAUAAUCAAAUAUAUAGAUAACAACAUGCAAGUGAUGACUGAUAUGGAAUUUACUAUUUUGAUGAUGAAGAGAAAAAUAGAUCCAAUUUGGUCACAAAUCUUGUAUAUUCAAAAUUUUAAUUCUAAUAAGAACUACGAAUUAUAGCACUACGAGUUCAAGCAUUCCUUUGAUUCGAAAUACCCAGAAUUUGAUUUAGCAAGAAUCGAGAUUUUAAUAUUGAAUGGAGAAAUCGCAAGAGCUUCUUCUGAUUUUGUACCUAUGGUGAGAGAAGAAGCUUAUGAGAAUUCAUUAUCGUAAGAUCAAUAUUGCAGGUAUAUGGUUUAUAAGAUGGUUCAUUAUGCUGAUGUUUUCGGAGGUAUCCAAAUAACAGAAGGAAAAUUCAGUUUCCACAAGAAAACCUUCAUUUCAAUGGAGAAGAUGGAAUACACAGAUCUAGAUAGAAAAGCCUUAUUUGAUUCUGAGAUUCUGUUGAGGAAGAAAAAAAUGAUUGACGAAGAUAUGUUCUAAUUCCAAAAGUUGAUUGAUCAAAAUGUGAAGAAGGAACGAGAGUAUGCAUUGAAAGUGUAUAGGGAAAUCCUAGACAUGGAUAAUGGAUUGGAUCAAUAGUCACAUCUACUCAAAAACAAACUAUCAGUGAUUGGAUAUGAUUUAAAGAAGUAUAGUUAGAGCAUCCAAUCUAAUUUUCAAUAAGUGAUGGUUAGUAAGGACCCAGCCUCAACGUUGAAAGAACUAGUAAUCGAAUAAAAGGUCAAUGAAGAGAAAUUAACUUCCAUAUUAAAACCAAAGAAAGGGGAAAAAACUAAAAAGAAAAUGUGA
Molecule: messenger RNA, 1173 nt
Organism: Paramecium tetraurelia
Lineage: Eukaryota; Ciliophora; Oligohymenophorea; Peniculida; Parameciidae
Exons: 2
Source: RefSeq, a predicted model, not a curated record